CAUGGGCAGGGUUGCCAGCGCUUGAGUGUAAUUCAGUGUGGGAGGAGGAUGGGUGGGUUUGAGUGUAUCUAGUCUUUUCUCUUCACACGCUCUGCUGUGCGCACAGACUGAAGACAAAGCGCAGAGAACAGUCCACCUCUCCAUGUGAUGUGUAGCCGCUCGGUGAGGGCGCAACAGUAAUUUCAUUUACUGUCCCUGCAUUUCUUUUCUUUUUUUUUUACGCUGCAUGGACAGUUAGUAACCAAGUGCGCCUCUGCCUUGCGCGGGUGUCCAUUCACUCAGUGCUCCCUCCUCCCUCUCCAUCUUCUCCAGCUUCAACAUUGGUGAAGUGGCUGCCUCACCCGGUCGGACCGGAGGCCGUCUGGUCUCUGAUCUGGUCUGUGGAGUCACCGGAGACUCGACGCGCUCCGUCGGGGCCAGGCUGUGCGCCUCUCGGAUCAGACCCGAGCCACCCCGAGCUCUGGCGAUGGAGAUGAUGGAGGGAGACGUUAUGGACAAGCUGGAGGACAUGUCAUCGGUGUACGACUUCGACCCGAUCACCGGCAACAUCCCCGCCACCAAAGUAGAGAUCACCGUCUCCUGCAGAAAUCUGCUGGAUAAAGACACAUUCUCCAAGUCAGAUCCAUUAUGCGUGCUCUACACACAAGGUGUGGAAACCAAACAAUGGAGAGAGUUUGGCAGAACGGAGGUGAUAGACAACACCUUAAACCCAGACUUUGUUAGAAAGUACAUCUUGGACUACUUUUUUGAGGAGAAGCAGAACCUUCGCUUCGACUUGUAUGAUGUGGACUCCAAAAGUCCAGACCUGUCCAAACAUCCUGCAGAACUCAACGACUUUUUGGGUCAGACGUUCUGUACUCUUGGGGAGAUUGUUGGAUCACCAGCCAGUCGACUGGAGAAACCUCUGGGAGGGAUCCCAGGAAAGAAAUGCGGCACUAUCAUCCUGUCUGCAGAGGAGCUGAGCAAUUGUCGGGAUAGCGCCACUAUGCAGUUCUGUGCCAACAAGCUGGAUAAGAAGGACUUCUUUGGCAAGUCAGAUCCUUUCAUGGUCUUCUACAGAAGCAACGAGGACGGAACGUUUACUAUCUGCCAUAAAACAGAGGUGGUGAAAAACACAUUAAAUCCAGUGUGGCAGCCUUUCACCAUCCCAGUACGAGCGCUCUGCAACGGAGACUACGACAGAACAAUCAAGGUGGAGGUGUAUGACUGGGAUAGGGAUGGCAGCCAUGACUUCAUUGGGGAUUUUACGACCAGCUACCGAGAGCUAGCUCGAGGGCAGAGCCAGUUCAAUGUAUACGAGGUUAUUAAUACCAAGAAGAAAAUGAAGAAAAAGAAAUAUGUCAACUCUGGAACAGUGACCCUGCUCUCGUUCUCAGUGGAGUCAGAGUUCACAUUCUUAGAUUACAUCAAAGGAGGGACUCAGAUCAAUUUCACUGUGGCCAUCGAUUUCACAGCAUCUAAUGGUAACCCCUCUCAGUCCACUUCGCUACACUACAUGAACCCAUACCAGCUGAACGCCUACGCCAUGGCCCUGAAGGCUGUCGGGGAAAUCAUUCAGGACUACGACAGUGACAAGAUGUUCCCCGCUCUGGGCUUUGGGGCCAAACUGCCCCCUGAUGGACGGGUGUCACAUGAAUUCCCCCUGAAUGGAAACAUGGAAAAUCCAUACUGCAAUGGUAUAGAAGGCAUCUUAGAGGCGUACCACCAAAGUCUGAAGACAGUGCAGCUCUACGGGCCAACUAACUUCGCUCCUGUGGUGAACCAUGUGGCCAGGUAUGCAGCAGCAGUGCAGGACGGCUCUCAGUACUUUGUGCUCCUCAUCAUCACAGACGGUGUCAUAUCCGACAUGGCCCAGACCAAAGAGGCCAUUGUAAAUGGUGCCAAGCUUCCUAUGUCCAUAAUCAUAGUUGGAGUGGGUCAGGCUGAGUUUGAUGCUAUGGUGGAGCUGGAUGGUGAUGACAUCAGGAUCUCAUCCCGAGGGAAACUGGCAGAAAGAGACAUUGUUCAGUUUGUUCCCUUCAGAGAUUACAUGGACCGGACAGGCAACCACGUGUUAAGCAUGGCACGGCUCGCCAAAGACGUGCUAGCAGAGAUCCCUGACCAGUUCAUCUCCUACAUGAAAAGCAGAGGGAUCAAACCCAACCCGGCGCCACCUCCGUACACACCGCCCGGACACACACAUCACCACACACAGAUCUGAAGCCCACCCCCCCCCCCCCCCAUCCCGCUGAGGACUGACAGCAUGCAGCGGCCACUCAGAGUCCAGGGAGAACUCGCUACCUCCUGUUUUUUGGUGCAAACAGGAGACGAGGCACCAGGAAAUGGGUGUUGAAUUUUGUGCCGUAUCCUCCCAGUGACAAUUGGAGAAGCGUUUUGUUUGUUUGUUUUUUUUAUUUUUUUUGUUUAUCUGUGAUAUGUUCAUUUGGCUGGUUUCUCUUGAGGAGAGGCUGCAGUCUUUAAGGGACUCGUUGGUGAAAGCCUUUUAAUCGACACUGAGGCAGUGACUGUUUCACAUCUAAUUCGACAGCAGGUUGGUUCAAAAAGGUCAUGUUGUGGUUAAAACUUGUGCCUGUCUGUGGUUGUUUCUCUCUAAGUGUAUCAGGACAUGUGAUCUUUGACCUAAGCCUUGCUCGUCAGUCAUUUGUGUGGCCUAAUGCAGUGAUAUUUUUUAGGCACCUUUUUCUCUUCUGGAAUUAGUUUUUAUACUUGGGGAUUAUCUACGUAUCUGCUAAUGCAUCAGUUAUGAUGGAGGAAAAACUACAGGUGUGAAGUUUAUAGUUUAUUACGUCGAACAUCAAUCAGGCUUUUCAUACCGUGAGGUAUCACCUCCUAUCUUCUUUAUUAUCUAAAUGUUUAUAAGAGCAUGUUGUUUGAGAAUUUAAUUCCCCAUAUCCAGUAUAUUUAUUCUCGAAUGUUAUUCAGAGUGGCAUGGACAUUUGAUAGAUCUGUUUUGAAUACCAUAAACUUUAUCCAUUUUGAAGUGGUCACCAAUUAUUUUUAAGUUAUUGCAUACAAGAAGCACAAACUGUCUUUACACUAACAGUUAUGAUGAUGAUACCAGGUUUAUCAUAUUUAAUCCCUUUGAGUGCUGCUAUUCAUUAUACUUCUGAACAAGGUACUUAAUUUAUUCAUGCAAGUCAACAUAAAAAUGAUCGUUUGAGACAGGCAUGUUUAGGGUCCUAAUUCAAUCCAGACGCAUUCCCAUCACAGGGGAUGUUGCACAAAUAGAGCAUUAACUAAUAAAACACUAGUAACACUUUUAACCUUUUAACCCCUUUAACCCUCUAAACAUUGUAUAUUAUUGAUUUUGUUAAGUGAGGUAAUACAAAAUAUAUUACAUCACUAUAGCACAGUAUAAACUGAAAUAAUAAGAGCCUGAUGUUUUUUGCCAUCUUGAUGAUCUGACCUGUCUGUAGUCAGUUAUGUCAAAAUCUAAUACAAUAUAAUACUGCUCUUAUUUCAGGACAGAUUAUACAUUUCUGUUAAAUCAAAAUAUGACAGUCUAAUCAACAUACAGCAAACUUUGGGGAAGGGUGGCUUUACGAUGUAGGAACACUGGUAAAUGGGUUGGAAAAGUUGGUGAGGUGGCCAGUAAUUUAAAGGGCUCAUUGCUAAUUUUUGCCCCAUGGCCAAACACACACACACCACCUCAGCAAGCCAGAGACUUCCAUGUCACUGGAAAUCUGUGAGCCCCCAGCGGCCACACAUCAGCAGCCACAUAACCUCCGCUGUCAUAAAGUUCACACUGUAAGUCUGUACCAUCACAGCCAGUGCUCCUCUCAAGAAUUCACUUAAUACAGCUGCUGUCCUUGCCACAGUGUAUUACAAGUCUCUGGUGAGAGACAGUUCCCACGUGGUCUCCAGAGCUUCACUGCAUUCAUUACAAUAAGGAUGUAAGUAAUUCUUUCAAGUGUAAACACGUUAACAAUCUGUCGAUACCACCUUUUGUGCUAAACUUUGACUUUCUGCGGCCUCCCACCACCUGUGACGUCCGUUCAGUGUGAAGGGACAAAAGCGAAGUGGCUUCCACGUAGCAAAUACAAUUUUACUACGUAAGUAAAGAAGCUUUUGAUACGAGAUGUAGCUGUGCACAAUGAUAGCAUAUGACUCAUGUGAAAGGAGCUCAUCCUCUAGUUCAGUAAGGCCACAGGGUGCAUACAGGAUUGUAACAGCUACGAGGAGAGGUUUUGAUAAAGUUAGAGAAUACAAUAUACCACUCAGAUCUCGUUACACUGUUUCUUCCCGUUUUGUUUUGUUUCUUGUUGUUUAUAUUGACAUAGUACGUUACCUACAUCAGUAGCCUUUCUACUCUAAGCUUUGGUUAAAUUUAAGAGGAAAACUGAAAGCAGACACACGGCAGUGCAUGAAAUGGAUUUCUGUCGGAUGCAGAUCCUUCAUUUUCCACUUCCAGUUUAUUCUAAAGCUGAAAUAUCUCAACAACUAUUGGACAGAUUGUUGCUAAAUCUGAUUCACACAUUCAUGGUUCCCAUUGUGCUUGUGAUUACAUGCUUUCAAAACUAAUGGCAUGUUAACAUGCUAAAGUAAGAUGGUGAACAUUACCUGCUAAAUAUCAGCACGUUGGCGUCAUUAUUGUGAGCAUGUUAGCAUGUUGAUGAGUAUUUAGCUCCACUUUUUCCAUCGUUGUUGCUCUUUUGCCGCAGCCAUUCUUCUUCUUUUAAUUAUUCCUGUUUCACUUGGUUUUGUUUACCUAACCUUCAUGUUCCCCUCACUGGUGUAUAGUAAAUAAAAGAUUGCUACAAUGAUGAUAAUGGACUGUAAAAGGUGUCCUUUCCUUUCAAACUGACAAAGUAAGGCAGAGGCAGAAUUAGUCUGAGCUGAAAGGGUUCUAGUCAAAUGUCUAAUGUAGCAAACUAAAGGCCUUAAUGACAUGAAAGGCAGUCGCUCCAUCUCAUUUAUUCCUGUAUUGAGAAGCAGUUAAGGUGGACAAGUGUGGUUCUCGGGUGGAAGAGAGAAAAUUAGUUGGUGUUAAAUGGUGGUCAAAAUGCCAAACAGCAAUUUGCCUGAAGAUCUUUAUAUAGUGUAAGAGAGGAAACAGUUCAGAUUGAAAAGAUAAGAGCGGGUUUCUGUUAGAAUGAGAAGUGUAAUGCUACCAACUGGUUUGCAUAAAGAUCCCAUCAGCACUUUAUCCUCAUGAGGAGUGCUUCUUGUAUAUGUUGUAUGCUAUAUUUUUGGGAAUAUCACUGUACUGAAGAUAUUUAUUUAUUUAUGUAUUUAUUUUUGGAGUGUGUCUGAAUACGCCAUCACUCCUGCUGUCCAUGUCAUUACGGUGACUUCAUGCCCUCUUAAAGCCCCAGUUUAUACUAGAGUGAUGGAUCGACUGCAUGUUUUCUCGGGGUACAGUGAGAGUGUUUCACACACGGUGCCGCCAUCUGUAAAAUAGGAACCAGCCCAACCAGAUUACAUGCAUGUCUGUGCCAAACAUGGCAGUAAGCUCUGUGGACUGUUUGCUAUUUCUUCUCUCUUGUGCCUGGUUCUUCCAACAUUUCUUGUCUCACCAGUGGUUAAAAAACUGUAGCUAAUUAGCAUGUUACAGUUAACAUAUUUUUUACAUUUAUUUUUUGUCUAAUCCCACAGUUUCUCUUUGUUGUUUAUAUCUCUUGGGUUCUGAUUUGCAUGACUCCCUAUUUUCCUUUAAAUGGGUUUUUAUUGUACAUGAUUAUUGUCAUAUGGUGGGUUGUGAAAUGCUUUGUAUUGGAUUGCCUUAAAUGAAAAUUAAUUAAAAAAUGAUUACUUUUAUAAAAGUU
Molecule: messenger RNA, 5765 nt
Organism: Seriola aureovittata
Lineage: Eukaryota; Metazoa; Chordata; Actinopteri; Carangiformes; Carangidae
Gene: cpne5b
Product: copine Vb
Exons: 21
Coding region: 467-2200 (577 amino acids)
Biological process (GO): cellular response to calcium ion
Cellular component (GO): plasma membrane
Molecular function (GO): calcium-dependent phospholipid binding
Source: RefSeq, a predicted model, not a curated record